Tuber melanosporum (Perigord truffle) is the source of this 1180-nucleotide messenger RNA. RefSeq lists its product as uncharacterized. Bases 204 to 1070 code for a protein of 288 amino acids. Gene Ontology annotation, biological process: fungal-type cell wall organization. The transcript has 3 exons. The record is from RefSeq and is a predicted model, not a curated record. Lineage: Eukaryota; Fungi; Ascomycota; Pezizomycetes; Pezizales; Tuberaceae. Gene Ontology annotation, cellular component: cell cortex of cell tip; plasma membrane.
AGAGCACAAACCUGCGCCUUGCGGCCAGUGAUUUCCAUGGCAUGAUAACUGGACGCUGAUGGAGAUAUAUAUGAUAGAUCCAACCUCCUGCUACCCUCUCUUCCCCAUUCUACUCGUAAUAACCGCCAGCACUUCCAUUCACUAAGCGGAGUACUUACUUGCGGAGGCUUAACGGAGCAUCAACACACCACACAACGAUAAGCAUGCGCUUCUCAGCGAUCGUCCCGAUAGCUCUGUCUAUCGCGGCCUUCAUACUUUCUAUGCUAGUGCUGUUUGCCGGUAGGAAUAAUGGGUUCCUGGGCGACACUUAUGUCACUAAGAUCGAUACUUCAAACCUCAACGUUUCAAACACUGGCAUCAGCGCACUCGACAAUAUCCUCGACUCAGCCGCCCAGGACAUCGUUAAUACCACUGCCUCUCGCCUCGGUUUGCACGAUUUCUACAAGGUCUUUAUUAUGAACUACUGCGAAGGCGAGCGCGAUUCCAACGACAAUGAGCGGAUUACAAACUGCACUAAGCAGAAGGGGAUGUUCACCUUCAAUCCUGUCGGUGUUUUCGAGAGGGAGUUGUUGCAAGGCGUGACGUUGCGGGACCUGGGUGUCAAUACUCAGGACCUCGACACCGCUAUCAAUGUCUUGAAAGUUGCGUACAGGACUAUGUUUGUCACGUACUGCAUUGGAAUUACCGCUGCCGGCAUCGCUAUUAUUCUCGGAUUCCUAGGAUUUAUUGAGAGUAGGCUUAUCGCAUGCUCUAAUUGGAUGUUCGCUGUGAUAUCCUUCCUAUUCCUCGGUGUUGCAUCGGGAAUCGGAACUACCACUGGCGUCAAAAUUCGUGACGCGAUAAAUCGUGAGAUGGGAGGAAUUGGUGUUCGAGCCUACAUUUCGAAACGGUACCUCGGUAUGACAUGGGCUGCCGUUAUCUGCAUGCUCAUUGUCACAUUCUUCUGGUGUGGAGCUUGCUUCUCCAGGAGAAAGAACCGAACCCACCACAAGAGUGCCGAUGAAAACCAAUUGGCUGGGUCCGGGCCUGUCGGGAAGAAAAAGAGGUCCUGGAGGAGAUGGGGCCAUUAGAGAGGGGUAGCAUGAUUUUGGGUACCGGUAGUGCGCGAUGGAUAAUGAACGUUCCCCUCAUUAAUGUAUUUGUAUAAGUUUUCCGAGAGCAGGACUGUUUUGUCUUAUCA